UGCACCUUCCACAAUAGCAUCUGCCAGUUCCUACUCUACUCUUCGCUUUGCUUUCCCCCCGCCUCCCAACCGCCUCCCAACCUCAAAAUCAUGUCGACGCUUCUCUCCGACUUCUUCAAUCAUCCCUUUGCGGAUCUGAUCACUCGUAACUCCUCCUCCUCAUCAGGCUCCCAACCCCAGGUGGACUGGAAGGAAACUCCCCACGCCCACGUCUUCCACGUCGAUCUCCCUGGCUUCUCCAAGGAGGACCUGAAGCUAGAGCUUGUCGACGGAAGAGCCGUCCUUAUAAGCGGGGAGAGGAAAGAGGAAGCUGAAGCCGCGGCCGCGGAGAAAGGCAGCAAGUGGCACUGCCGAGAGCGGGGGAGCGCCUCCCGCCUCUACCGCCAGUUCCGUCUACCGGACAAUGCUAAAGUCGAAGAGAUCAAGGCGUCGAUGCGGGACGGCGUGCUUACUCUGACCGUGCCCAAAGAUGAGCACAAGCAGCAGCAGCAGCAGCUGAAGCACAAGGCUGUGGAAAUCUCCGGCGACGGCGAGACCCAUCAUCCCCCUAAAGGAUUUGGUCGCUUUGUUUGCUGCAAAGCUUAAUAUCUUACACCGAACGCUCAGCAGAAAGCAUGUCCUCGUGUGAUGCCGAUGAUUUGUUUUCAUUGCUUUGGUGAUCAAAUGUCGUUGUGCAUGAUAGAUGUUGUGUAUAAUAGUCACAGACUAGGGUUGUCAUUGAAGUUUUGAAUGGAUGGAAUGCUGGGCUGUUUUGCUUGUAUCCCAAUGGCACACUUUUGGUUCCCAAGCUCCUCCUCAUCUCUUCCGUGGCAAUCCCGUACAUGUAACUAAACGUCCUUUCUCUGGGAUUCCACUGAUGUGGGAAGGUCUUGCGAUCCUCUUGAAGUUGUCGUGGAUUAGAUUUUGCAUCAGGAUUGGCACCUUGCCAUGAAAUGCUGGAAGCAUAUCCUGCUUGCUCACGGUCGCAUAUGAAGACUUGCGAUAUAUUUCA
Messenger RNA from Eucalyptus grandis, 991 nucleotides. RefSeq names its product 18.1 kDa class I heat shock protein. Bases 91 to 585 code for a protein of 164 amino acids. The record is from RefSeq and is a predicted model, not a curated record. The transcript has a single exon. Lineage: Eukaryota; Viridiplantae; Streptophyta; Magnoliopsida; Myrtales; Myrtaceae. Gene Ontology annotation, biological process: response to hydrogen peroxide; protein folding; response to salt stress.